Messenger RNA from Talaromyces amestolkiae, 4491 nucleotides. RefSeq lists its product as uncharacterized. Gene Ontology annotation, biological process: regulation of transcription by RNA polymerase II; nucleosome organization. Gene Ontology annotation, molecular function: DNA binding; ATP-dependent chromatin remodeler activity; histone binding. NCBI's taxonomy places the organism in Eukaryota, Fungi, Ascomycota, Eurotiomycetes, Eurotiales, Trichocomaceae. Bases 1 to 4491 code for a protein of 1496 amino acids. The transcript is spliced from 2 exons. Gene Ontology annotation, cellular component: nucleus; chromatin. The record is from RefSeq and is a predicted model, not a curated record.
AUGGUGUACCCAUCCGUUACCGAGUUGUCCUCCGGGACCGAUGCUUCUAAGCCAUUGACCAAUGGCUAUAACGGCUUCGAUCAUUUCUCCUCUUCGGAGCAGGCUAGCGACCAGGAGGACCUUGUCAUGAGCGAUGCCGAAAGCGAAACGUCUGAUUCCUCUCACGUCAACACCAAUAACAGUGCGGGAGCCGGAGAUGACAAUAACCGUGAAUAUUCUCCUGCUGGGAACUCUAGCUAUGAUGAUUCAGAUAUGGAGAGCCGGGCCGGCAAUGGCUCAAGAAACGGCUCCUCCGCGUCGUCAUCACCGGGCUCUAGUCAUGGAGUGAACCGAAAAUCGGCCGUCAACGAGACUGACUACAUCAGAAGCAACCCGGAACUUUAUGGCCUCCGGAGGAGUGGUCGCUCUAGGACUGAACGUCGCCAGACACUAGUCGACUCCGACGAGGACGACGAGCCAAAAGCACCACGUUCAAAGCGAAGGCGCAUUGUCAACUCACAGCCUCCGUCGAAAGAGUCUUCUCGAUCAGUGACUCGGUCGUCUCCUUCAGACUCAGAUACAGAUGAGUACGGUGGUACCUCUUCGCGCUCAAGGCGUCGCCAACUACAAGCAGCGAAAGUCAGUAUCCCGGCCGAGGUGCGAUUUUCCAGUAGGAAAGCAACAAAGGUUGCAAAUUACAAUGAAGAUUCCGACGAUCCGUUCGAAGAGGACGACGAAGACGCCACACCAAACGAUGUCGGCACAGCUCAGUAUUACAACGGUCCUGGCAUCGACUCCGUUCUGGAUCACCGUCUCAAAGAUGGAGUUGACCCGAACAUCAGUGACCUCGACGUUACGAUCCGUGACUGCCUCUACUAUAUCAAAUGGCAAGACCAAUCUCACUAUCAUGCCACUUGGGAGUCGAGUGACAGUCUGAAAUAUCACUCAGGCUUCCGCAGGCUAGAAAAUUACUUCAAAAACAAAGUCAAGACUGACCUGUACUUGAACAAUGACCCCGACGUUGCGCCGGAAGAAAAAGAAAAGUGGAACCUUGAUCGCGAGCGUGACAUUGAAUCACUGGAAGACUACAAGAAGGUGGAGCGGAUCAUCGGCCACCGUGAGGGUUUAGACGAAACUGAAUAUUAUGUGAAAUGGAAACGGCUGAACUACGACUCCUGCACGUGGGAAAGUGACGCUCUAAUCAAAGAAAUCGCCAUUGACGAACUCGACCAGUUCCUGGAUCGUAAUGAUAAAGUUGUUUCUUGUGACAAAAGUGAAAUGCAACCUAGAACGAGAUCACCGCAUGUGCCUAUCACGGGCUCUCCACCUUUUCUGCAAAACGGCCAGCUAAAGGACUUUCAGGUCAAAGGCUUGAAUUUCUUGGCUUACAAUUGGUCUCGCAAUCAAAACGUGGUUCUCGCCGAUGAGAUGGGUCUUGGUAAGACCGUCCAGACUAUCGCAUUCAUCAACUGGCUUCGUCACGUUCGUGGUCAAGACGGGCCCUUCAUUGUUGUGGUACCCCUUUCCACUAUACCGUCAUGGUCUGAGACAUUCGAGUACUGGACACCAGAUAUCAACUAUAUUGUCUACACUGGUUCAAGUCAAGCUCGGCAGAUUCUCAAGGACUACGAACUCAUGAAAGAUGGAAACCCACGCAAGCCGAAGUUCAAUGUUAUGCUGACUACAUUCGAAUAUGCCAACAUGGACUUUGACUUCCUGCGACAAUUCCCUUGGCAGUUUAUGGCCGUAGACGAGGCCCAUCGCUUGAAGAAUCGAGAGUCUAACCUUUACGGAAACCUUCUCGAUUUCAAGGCCCCUGCCCGGUUGUUAAUUACAGGAACACCGAUCCAGAAUAACCUUGCAGAGUUAUCGGCCUUGAUGGACUUCCUCAAUCCUGGUUUAGUCGAAGUUGAGGUGGAUAUGGAUUUGAAUUCUGAACAGGCGUCUGAGAAAUUGGCUAAACUUCAAAAUACUUUGAAACCUCUUAUGCUACGUCGAACCAAGUCCAAAGUCGAGACGGAUCUCCCCCCAAAGACAGAAAAGAUUAUUCGCGUUGAACUAUCUGAUAUCCAGCUUGAAUACUACAAGAACAUUCUGACGAAAAACUACGCUGCAUUGAACGAAGGUGCCAACGGUCAAAAGCAGUCGCUGCUCAACAUCAUGAUGGAACUUAAGAAAGCCAGCAACCAUCCUUUCAUGUUCCCCAAUGCCGAAGCCAAACUUUUGGAGGGAGAACCACGCCGUGAGGAUCUUCUACGUAUAAUGAUCACCAGUAGUGGCAAGAUGAUGCUUCUCGAUCAGCUUUUAGCUAAGCUGAAACGCGACGGCCAUCGGGUUCUCAUUUUUAGUCAAAUGGUGAAGAUGCUUGACAUUUUAGGUGACUACAUGCGAUACCGAGGCUAUCAAUACCAGAGGCUUGACGGUACAAUCAGUGCUACAAACCGUCGGGUCGCUAUGGAACAUUUCAACGCCCCUGACAGCUCGGAUUUUGCGUUCCUCCUGUCCACCAGAGCGGGAGGUCUUGGAAUCAACCUCAUGACUGCUGAUACUGUCAUUCUUUUUGAUUCGGACUGGAACCCCCAGGCUGAUCUUCAAGCAAUGGCUCGUGCACAUCGAAUUGGUCAAACCAGGCCUGUUAGUGUUUACCGUCUCGUGUCCAAAGACACGAUCGAAGAGGAGGUGCUGGAAAGAGCUCGAAAUAAGCUCAUGCUAGAGUUCAUCACCAUUCAGCGUGGCUUGACGGAGAAAGAUGUUCUCCCAGGUAAACACAAUCGUGCUAUGGGUGAGCCCACUGGAACAGACGAGAUCUCGCGUAUCCUCAAGCGACGUGGACAGAAAAUGUUUGAGCAAACAGGGAACCAAAAGAAACUCGAGCAGCUCGACAUUGACUCUGUUCUUGCAAAUGCCGAGGAACACAAAACAGAGCAGACUGAAGGAUUGGAAGCCGACGGUGGCGAGGAUUUCCUCAAAUCUUUUGAGUUCGUUGAUGUGAAAGUUGAUGAGAUGUCUUGGGACGAUAUUAUCCCUAAGGAACAACUUGCUGAGAUCAAAGCUGAAGAAAAACGCAAAGCAGACGAGAGGUAUCUACACGACGUUAUCGAGCAGAAUCGGCCUCGAAAACGCAAUGCACCCAAUGAUGCGUUGGAUGAGCGGGAAGAACGGAAAGCCAAGCGUCGCGCACGAGCCCAAGUCAACAUGGAAACUGCUGACGGAUCGGACUCCGAUACCCAAGAUCCGAAGCGCUCGCUCAAGGAGAAAGAACUUCGCCAUCUCAUUCGGGCAUUUUUGCGCUAUGGGGAUAUCGACGAACGGGAAGAGGAUGUUGUACGCGAAGCUCGUCUGGUUGGGCGUGAUAGAGACACUGUCAAAGCUGCUCUUCGAGAGAUCACUGACAAGGCAUCUCAGUUGGUCAGAGAGGACAGGGAAAAGUUAGAGGAGAUGGAAAGGUCAGGUAAAAUCCCAACAAAGAAGGAGAAGAAAGCGGUUCUUUUCGAUCACCAGGGUGUCAAACGAAUCAACGCCCAUACCAUUGUCGAGCGACCCGAGGAGAUGCGUGUACUACGUACAGCAACCCAAGGGUUGACUGACCAAACUAGUUUCCGGGUUCCUGAAGCCUCCAAAAAGGCCGAUUACACGUGCCCCUGGGGUGCGCGUGAAGAUGGCAUGCUCUGCGUCGGUAUCGUCCGGCACGGUUACGGAGCAUGGCCAGAAAUCCGCGAUGAUCCUGAGUUGGGUUUAGGUGAUAAGUUCUUCCUCGAAGAACAUCGUGUUGAUAAGAAAAAUGAACGCGCAAAUGCAGAAGCAAAAGGAACCAAGUCGCCUGGAGCCGUCCAUCUUGUCCGCCGUGCCGACUACCUGAUUUCUGUUUUAAGGGACAAGAGCUCGAAUGGUCAUAGCCUCACCGCUAGAAAGGCUGUCGAAAAUCAUCACCGCAACAAGAAAUUUCAAAACCUCUCGCGCCGACAGCCUAGUGUUUCUGCUUCUCCAGCUCCUUCGAGUGGCCGAAAAGUUCGUCGUGAAUCAGAGAAGCCUCGCCAGCGGUCACACACGAAUGGACCUCGUGAGAGUAUUGAGCGUGCAAAUACUCCUAGAGCUGAACCUACGAGGAUCAAGAAUGGGCACGCUACCGAAAAGGUGCACAAACGAAGUCAGAAUGGAGUUCAUGAGGAUCAUUCUCGACCUCGUAGUGUUAGCGCUACUGCACCUCCAUCUACCAUGGAAGACUCGAUUUUCGAACCCAAAGUUCAUUUGUUGCAUAAGCUCCGUGAUGUGAAGAAGAACAAUCCUGGCAAAGAGGAACGCGCCAACGAGAUGCGCCGUCUUAUUUUGAAGAUUGGCAAUUUUAUCAAACAGCUCCUACGCAACGAGAACUAUCCCGGGUUGGAGGAUAGGCUUUGGGGACAUGUCGCCAAAAAUUGCUUUCCUCCUGGCAAAGCAACGCUCGGCGGUAUCAAAACCAUGUACGAGAAGGUUGUCGCCAACAACAGAGACACAGCCACUACUGCCAGGUAG